This is a messenger RNA of Sorex fumeus (smoky shrew), 6795 nucleotides long. RefSeq names its product matrix remodeling associated 5 (gene MXRA5). The record is from RefSeq and is a predicted model, not a curated record. Gene Ontology annotation, molecular function: protein binding. NCBI's taxonomy places the organism in Eukaryota, Metazoa, Chordata, Mammalia, Eulipotyphla, Soricidae.
AUGCCCCCGCGCGCGCCCUGGCGGUCCCUGUCCGCGGUGCUGAUCCUGCUGUGUGGCGCGGGGCCCUCGGAGGGAGGGUGUCCCCAUCCCUGCUCCUGCUACGUGCCCAGCGAGGUCCACUGCACCUUCCGCUCCCUGGCCUCGGUGCCCGCCGGGAUCUCGACGCACGUGGAGAGGAUCAACCUGGGGUUCAACAGCAUCCAGGCUCUGUCCAAAACCUCCUUUGCGGGACUCACCAAGCUGGAACUCCUCAUGCUUCACGGCAACGACAUCCCGACGAUUCCCGACGGGGCUCUGAGCGAUCUCGGUGCCCUGCAGGUGUUCAAGUUCAGCUACAACAAGCUCAAGGUGGUCACGGCCCAGACGCUCAAGGGUCUCUGGAAUCUUCUACGACUCCACCUGGACCACAACAAGAUCGAGUUCAUCCAGCCGCAGGCCUUCGCCGGCCUCACGUCCCUGCGUCUCCUGCACCUGGAGGGCAACCUCCUCCGGCAGCUGCACCCGGACACCUUCGCCACCUUCUCCUUCCUGGGACACUUCCCGCUCUCCACCCUACGGCACCUGUACCUGGCCGAGAACCUGCUGACCGGGCUGCCGCGGGCCGUGCUGGACGGCAUGCCCGUGCUGGAGAACCUCUUCCUCCACAGCAACCCCUGGGCCUGCGACUGCCGCCUGCAGUGGCUGCUGGAGUGGGAGGCCAAGGCCAAAGGGGUCCUCAAAUGCAAGAAGGACAAAGCGUUGGAGGGCGGCCAGGUGUGUCCCGCUUGCUCCAGUCCCCGGGCGCUGAGGACCCGGGAACUGCAGAAGCUCUCGGCGUUGGUCUGCCACAAGCCCCGCAUCGAGUCCCCUCUGAGGCUCAACCACACCCGGGACAACCCGGAAACUGAGGAGGAAGAGGAAGAGGAGGAGGAGGACGACGAGGAAGAGGACCUGGAAGACGCCGCCGCCCUCCCGUCUGCGAGCUGGACCAUCUCCUUCAACAUGAGCGACGCCCACGGGAACACAGUGCAACUGGCCUGCGGCGUCCGGCGGCCCCCGCGGCUGGAGCAGGUCCAGCUCAACCAGACAGAGGCGGCCGAGCUGGACGUCAACGGCACCGUGACCAUGGAGCUGGAGUGCGGCAUGACCCGGGAGAAGUACGAGCAGUUGUGGCAACUCAUCGCCUACUACAGCGAGGUCCCUGUGAAGAUGCGCCGGGACGAUGCACAGCCCGGCCAGUACCUGCAGGACGCCGCGGACGCCGACGCCCUCUACUACACGGGCGUCCGGGCCCACGCUGUGGCCGAGCCGGCAUGGAUACUGCAACCGUCACUGCAUCUACAGCUGAACCGCAGGCAGAGCUCAGCCAACCGGGUCCGGCUCUUGUACUCCUCGCCGUUGGCCCUCACAGUGCCCGCCAAGGACGCGCAGCCACGGGGAACCGGCCCGAGCUGGGUGAUGAUCGAGCCGGGACCCACGGCCCACGCGGUCGCCGAGGGCGCUACCUGUCAACUGAGUUGCAACGUGAAGGCGUCCGAGAGCCCGGCCCUGUCCUGGGUCCUGCCGGGGGGCUCGGUGCUGAAGGCGCCGUACCAGGACCCCGCCGGCCGCUUCUCCGUCCUCCCCAGCGGCGGGCUGAGGAUCCGGGGGGCGCGGAGGGCCGACUCCGGCCUCUACCGCUGCUUGGCGCAGGUGCCGGGUGAGACGGACCAGCUGGUGCACCGUGUCCUGGUGCAGCCGGCCGGGGCCCGGCCAGGCGGAAAAGUCCGGAAGCAGCGGGGGGAGCGGCUCACCCUGCCCUGCGGGGCCCCGGGAGCCGUGCCCGAUGCAGAACUCAGCUGGGUGUUGCCCGGUGGCCGCAUGGUACAGCACAAAGCCAAUGGUUCCCGCACCUUCGUGGAUGGACACGGUGCCUUGAUCAUACCGGAACUGCAACCCGCCGAUGCGGGUUACUACACCUGCCUGGCUGUCAAUCCACAGGGGAAAGACCGAAUGACCGUGGAAGUUCUGGUCAGCCGCCCAGGACCAAGAGCUUCCAAGAGGGGCCGGCGCCCAGUUGGCGGCAGGGCAGGAACCGAGUCUCUGGACGAUGUAGGAGGCUCCGGGCUGAGCCCAGAGGACACGCCGUCCACCAGAGGUUCCCUGCUGCACGCCCACGACCAGGAACUGUUUCUGCACGCGAAGGAUGAGGCCCGGCUGCCGGCCGGCAGGAAGGGGCGCCGGAAGAUGAAGCCCUGGGCCAUGGCGGCGGCGGCGGCGGCCAAGCAACCGGAUGGUCACAUGGCCGAGAGCCGGCGGGCGUUCGAGUCUCGGCGCCGGGGCAGCAUGGCCAGCAAGUCCAUCCACCCGCAGCAGUGGGCGGACAUCCUGGCCCGGGUGCGAGGACGCACGGCCCCCAAGGGCACCCUGGUCCCUGCCACGGCCGAGGCGUCACCGGUACCCACCACGCCCAGCUUGGACGAAGUGCCCGGCACGACUGGCCCUGUGGAGGCGUCGGCAGAUGGGGCCCUCGUGGCCGAGGAGGAGGACCAAACGCCAGACAGUGUGGACACACAUGUCCAGACCCGGCUCACGCACACCGAGGGCUCCUCCGCACCCGGUGCAGUGCCCACCUCCGCAUCCCCAACUCUGCCGCCGGGCACGGCCGAGUCCCCGCUGGUGGCUGCCCCAUGGGCCGAGAGCCCCAUGCAGCCGCCCAGCUCACAACCCGCCGUGGACGCGUCCACCCAGGACAACUCACGCCCCCCACAGCGCGCAGAUGACGCCCGCUCCUCACCACCGCCCCCUGGGCCCACCAAGUCCUGGACAUCAGAGCCGGACACGGUCGCUGCAACAACACAGCCCUGGGAGGGGACACACAGUUCCCAGCGGGGACUGGAGGAGGCACUGCCCACCGCAGCUGAGCCGCCGCACACCCCGCGGAGGGAAAGGGGGCUUGGACACAGCGUCCAGAGGAAGACCGGGGGAGCAAAGGGACACUGCCACCCCAGGGAGCCCCCCGAGAAACACCUGCAGCCCCCACGGCCCUCCCCACAGCCGGCCACGCCGCAGAGACCAAAUCCACCACCCCGGCACUGCAGAGCGUCCCGAAGACACAGCCGGGACCCCCGGCGAGUCCCGCCGGCCCAGGCGGCACGGGUGACCCUGAGACCCUCCUACGGGGGCACCCCCAGCCCCUUCCCUCCGUGGCGCACGGUUACCACCAAGCCCAGAGUCUCCGGUUACCCGCCCUGGGCGUGGCUGAACAAACAGUUCCCCACGCCCAGGCUCCCCGGGGUGCCCCCGCCACGGGGUCCCUCGGCGCGCCCGCAGACCCCCGGGAAAGGGUCCCGCGUGGCCACGGCGGGCACCAGCGUCGUGUUCCAGCCCAGCAACGAACUCCCGGACGUGGCCGGCUCUCGCCCUCCGCCCCGACAGAGACCUGCAUUCCCCGCCGAGUCCGUCGUCACAUUCCCGUCUCUCCGGUGGACGCCCCCGACUCCCCCGGCCACCUCUCGGCCCCCAACCUCAGUUCCUCGGAGACCCGGCCCCAGCGUCCACCCCAGAGUCCUCGGGCAGAGCAUUUUCCACCUGAACUUGGGGCCCCCGGCACCUCCGUGGAGAACUGCAGCCACCACCAGCACCAGCCGGCCCCCAUCCACCCGCACCCAGAGACCGCCUCCAAGCCCCCCGACACCUCCCUUCCAGCCCUCCAGAAAUGGCCCCCAGGGGGGCUUCCGAGUCGUCUCCCCUGGCGGAGCACCGGCCUCCCCGUUCUGGGCGGCUGGGGAGAAACCUCAGAUCAUCACACAGUUCCCGCACACGGCGUCCGUCUCGGCCGAUGGAGAAGUGGCCCUGCCCUGCCAGGCUACCGGGAAGCCGGAGCCCCUGGUCACCUGGACCAAAGUGUCCACAGGUGCCCUGAUCACCCCCAGCACCCGGGUGGGCCGCUUCGAGGUGCUGAGGAACGGCACCCUGGUCAUCCGCGGGGCCCAGCCCCAGGACCGCGGGCAGUACACCUGCACGGCCCAGAACCUGCACGGCGUGGACAGGCGGAGCGUCCAGUUGGCCGUGGUCACGCAGCAACCGCACAUCCUGGCCUCGCGCCUGCAGGACGUGACCGUGCACCUGGGCGACUCGGUGUCCAUGCAGUGCCUGGCCCAGGGCACGCCGGCCCCGCACAUCUCCUGGCUCUUCCCCGACGGCCGCGCGUGGCGCUCGGGCCCCGGCGUGGACGGCAGGGUCACCCUGCACGAGAACCGCACGCUGUCCAUCCGCGACGCCGCCUUCUCCGACCGCGGCGUGUACCGCUGCGUGGCCAGCAACGCGGCCGGGGCGGACAGCCUGGCCAUCCGGCUGCACGUGGCCGCGCUGCCCCCGGUCAUCCAGCAGGACGCGUGGGAGAACAUCACGGUGGCCGCCGGGCGGAGCCUGCACGUCCACUGCACGGCCCGGGCCGCACCCCCGCCCAGCGUGCGCUGGGUCCUGCCGGAUGGCACCCACGUACGCCCCUCGCAGUUCGUGCGCGGCCACCUGUUCGUCUUCCCCAACGGCACCCUCUUCAUCCGCCACCUGGCGCCGCGCGACAGCGGCCGCUACGAGUGCGUGGCCGCCAACCUGGUGGGCACCGCGCGCAGGACGGCGCGGCUGCAGGUGGAGCGCGCGGCGGCCGCCCAGGCGCGCAUCACCAGCGCCUCCCCCGAGCGCACCGACGUGCGCUACGGGGCCACGCUGCGCCUGCACUGCCGCGCGUCCGGGGAGCCCUGGACGCGCAUUCUCUGGCGGCUGCCCUCCAAGCAGACGGCCGACGCCUUCUACAGCCCGGAGCCCCGCGCCAAGGUCCUGGCCAACGGCACACUCCUGCUGACCUCGGUGACGGAACGCGACUCCGGCGACUACCUGUGCGUCGCCCGGAACCCGGCGGGCGACGACUUCGCCGCCGUGCGGGUGCAGGUGCUGACGGAGCCCGCCAGGAUCGUGCCCCGCGACGAGGCCGACCGCCAGGUCCCCAUCGGCGCCGACCUGCGCGUGGACUGCGUGGCGAGCGGCCUGCCCAACCCCGAGAUCUCCUGGGGCCUCCCCGACGGGAGCUUGGUGAACUCGGCCAUGCCGGCAGACCAGCCAAGUGGCGGUGACCGUGGUGGUGGUGGUGUUGGCCAGAGCCGGGCGGCCGGCGGCCGUGCCAAGCGCUAUGUGGUCUUCCACAACGGCACGCUCUACUUCAACGAGGUGGGCCCGGCCGAAGAGGGCGACUACACUUGCUUCGCCCAGAACCAGGCCGGCCGGGACGAGAUGCGGGUUCGGGUGCGACUUCUGAGCUUGCCGGCUGCCAUCCGCAACAAGACCUACUCGGUGCUGCGGGUCCCGUACGGGGACGCGGCCGUGGUCACCUGCGAGGCCCAGGGCGAGCCGGCCCCGCUGCUCACCUGGCUCUCUCCAAGCCACCGCCGCAUCCCGGCGUCCUCCGACAAGUACCACAUCGACGCCCGCGGCACGCUGCUGAUCCACAAGGCCCGCCGCGCCGACAGCGGCAACUACACCUGCGUGGUGCGCAAUGCGGCGGGCGAGGACCGCAAGACGGUGUGGCUGCACGUCCAGCUGCAGCCGCCCACCAUCAACGGGCACCCCAACGCCGUCACCACCGUGCGGGAGGUGGCCACCGGCGGCAGCCGCAAACUCAUCGACUGCCGGGCUGAGGGCGUGCCCACGCCCCGCGUGCUUUGGGCCUUCCCGGAGGGCGUGGUGCUGCCGGCACCUUACUAUGGCAACCGCAUCACCGUGCACCGCAACGGCACCCUGGACAUCCGCAGCCCGCGGCCGAGCGACGCGGUGCAGCUGGUCUGCAUUGGCCGCAACGAGGGCGGAGAGGCCAGGAUGCUGGUGGAGCUCACGGUGCUGGACGCAGCCCAGAAACCCCGCUUCAGCGACCCCAGCCGCGAGGACAUCACCGCACUGGCGGGACACACCAUCAGCCUCAACUGCUCAGCCACAGGCCGCCCGCCGCCCACCCGCCACUGGCUACUCCCCAACGGCACGGAGCUCCGGGCCGGGCAGCGUCUCAGCCGUUUCUACCACGCGGCCGCGGAUGGGCGACUGCACAUCAGUGGGCUGGCGGCCGCCGAUGCCGGGGCUUACCGCUGCCUGGCACGCAACGCCGCCGGCCACGCCGAGAGACUGGUGGCCCUCAAGGUCGGGCUCAGCCCGACCCACGGUCCCCAAUAUCGCAACGUGGUGACCAUCGCCCACGGGGAGACACUCAAGCUGCACUGUAGCGUGCCGGAGAGCGGAAUGGGGGCCAGCGUGGGUCGAACGGGUGUGGGCGGCAUGCACGGCUUCAGCGGGCAGCCCAGCUUGUCGUGGACACUGCCCAGCGGCCUCACUCUAGACAGUCCGCACAGCCAGGGCCGCUUCUCCCGCGCUGACAACGGCACCCUCACCGUGCAAGACGCCUCCGUCUUCGACCGGGGCACCUACGUGUGCCGCGUGGACACGGGUGGAGGCGGCCCGGUGGUCACCACCUUCCCGGUCAUCGUCAUCGCCUACCCCCCGCGCAUCACCACCCAGCCCGCCCCCGUGGUGUACGCGCAGCCGGGCACCAGCGUGAAGCUGCCCUGCAUGGCCGUGGCGCUGCCCAGGGCUGAGCUGGCCUGGGAACUGCCCGACGGGGCUCGGCUGACCACCGGCGUCCAGGCGCGGCUCUUUGGCCACCGUCUGCUCCAACCCGCAGGGCCCUCCACCCUGCAGCACGUCACUGCAAGGGAUUCUGGCGUGUACAGGUGCACCGCGAGGAACGUGAUGGGCGCAGACUCCAAGACCACGUACGUCCAAGUCUACUGA